UCGAGAUCGCGAUGAGCCGCCGUGACUCGUGACUAAAAAAUUAGACAGUAAAAAAUUAUGUUCAAGUUGAGCAUAAUAUAUAAUUUUUCUGCAUUUCUGUUCACGAACAACAUUUUUUAAUAUAAUAAUGAUAUUAUGGGUUUUUGUAUGAAAAAGACACCAGUUGGCAUUUUGGCCUCGGUCGUCAUUUAGCCUUACGCCGGCCCUGUUUAAAUUUAUCAAAAAUUAAAGUUUUCCUCUAAAUUAUUGUCGAGUUGUGUACAGGAACGAUUCGUUAACAAAUCACAUAAAAUGGCAUGCAUGUAAGUAAUGAUCAAACCAUAAACGAAAUUCAUGGAAUACUAAAAUGUAGUAUACGCCUUACAACAGUAAAAAAGUCCUACGAUUUGUUGUAUAAUUAUAUCGAAUUUGAUCUUAUUCACGGCGAUACGGAAUUUCAAAAACGUUUGCCGAUUCCUGACGCCCACAAAUUCGUCUUAUCGACAACACGAAAUCGUUCGCGACGACAUGUGUGCAUAAUAUUUGAGGUGAAAUGUAAUCGUACAUUUCACGAAAAUUCUAGUCGGUCGGACUCGAAAAAACUGUUUUAGGGCGUCGUCGCGUAUAUCAUAGAAAAGCGAUCGAACAUAGUAUUAUGGUACCCGAACGAUGCACAAGGGGCGGGCGAGUCACGUUGGCGCAAAAUGUGAAACGAGUGAAAAAAAAAAAAACACGACGAACCAUGAAAACGCGUCGGGCGUGGUCCGCACGUAGCGUUGAACGUGUCGACACAUGGGGUAAGCAAUAGACCCUGGGCCAGUGGCGUCGUUUCAGUUUUUUUCUGGAGUGCGGCAGUCGGCACGUUCUCAUAAAAUGACGAUUCGUCAGGAGCCGAGUGUCGAUAAACGUGGGGGAUGGAAGUUGAAUCAGACCGAAAACAUAAUGAUUCGUACACGAGUGCCCGUGCGGUACAACAAUGAAUCGGUCCGGUUGACAACGCGCCAACGGCGCCACGAAACGACGUAGAUUCGAUGUUUCGAUGGGGUGCCGACUUUGGAACAGCUAAAUCCCAGUGAACUGGUAAUCGAGCUGCCCCGUUGCGAAUCAUGCCACCGCAGUAUACGUAUUACGGAUAUAAACGGUUUUUGGCGCAAUACCAUUUCGUUUCGCUCUUUAUCUUCCACCCCGACAUCGGUCCGCGGGGAAGGGUCGACGUGGACGAUAAAUCGACCACCGAGCUUUGUUUCUUCCUUUUUAUUUCGUUCUAAAGUAUGUUGGGCAUCGCUCGCUAACGUCCGCCAGAAAUGUUCGACAGACCUGAAAGCGUAACGGGAGUAAACAUUUUGGAUUUGACUUCGUUUUAGCACGGAAAACACGUGAAUCUUGAUACUAGAAUGUACCUACGUGUUCAUUUUACGCGCCCAAUCGAUUCGGCGUGAUGAGGGCCGUUGGUGAGUGCGUAGGGGAUGUAGAAAAUCGAGACGAGUGGAGGUUUAGGACAAGGGUGGCCGACCCCAAAUAGUUGGGAACAAGGCAAGGAGAAGAACAAGAAUCGAUUCGACGUAAUCGAGUCGGUGAAACGACCAACGGCUAAACUUUUUUAUGUUUUUAGAACAACGUUAUACCGAACACAACCAGUGAAAACGGAUGUCGUCAAAAGAAAACACUUAUAUAAAAAUACGCGACCUGUGGCGUCUACGGAGACGGCGCGGUUAAGUCGAAACGUCAUUUCAUCCACGAAGCGCGGUCGCAAUCGCAACCGCUGGGUAUCAGGUCACGACGCCCGACUACUAUUACUACUACGUGCCCGCGGCUACGUUCGUCGUAUUAUCGUAUUAUCAGUCGCAACGGCCGUACGACGGACGACACCCUAUCGCACGUAACCGCGUGCUCAACCGUUGUUAUCUCCGCAGUUCUUUGUUCGUCUCGUCUCGUCGUCGCGUUCGUUCCCGUUCUACGCAUUUCGCUGUUAUCGUUCGUUCGCGUCCACACGCUAACCGCUGCUACCUCGUCCGUCGACAACCAUCCCUUGGCGCGCGUCCACCUCUCCCCCAUACCACCUCCCACUACGUUGCCUCGUUAUUUUCUUUCGGUUUCACGUCGCGCACUGCUCCUGACGCCAAACAUCGUGACGGACGUUCGCCAUCUUCGCGGACGACUACACUACUACGACCGUAGCGUGUUUCCGCCGUUCGCCGUCGCCAGUCUAUCCGGGUCACCCACGUUCGCUAUCGACAUUGUUUUCGGAAACAUCGGAAAACAUGGUUUACAAAAUAAAGAAACACUCGACGAUGCCUGUUCACGUUGUUGAUGACCACAACGAUGCGUUGCAGUAUAUCUAUCGGGAAAUAGGUUCGAAACAUUUGCCUUUGUACGGCAAUGUCCUGCUGCAUUUCGAUUCACAUCCGGAUCUGUCCAUUCCAAAAGAUAUGCCCGCCGAUUAUGUUUAUGAAAAAGAACAAUUGUUCGAUUCAUUGAGCAUUGAAAACUGGAUACUACCAGCUGCGUAUGCCGGUCAUUUUGAUAAGAUUAUUUGGGUAAAACCUCCGUGGGCAAGGCAAUUUAGCGACGGUGAAAUUGUGUUCACUAUUGGCAAGCACAAGACAUCGGGCGUUAUAAGACUGACAAAUUCUUCUGAUUUUUAUUUGAGUGAAGGACUUUACUGUUUGGAAGAUGAUCUUAUCAACAUAAGAACAAUUAAGUUGUUCGUGUUUACCAUGUGUAGUUCAAUUUUUGAUGAUGGCGAAGAAAAAUUUGAUCUUUUACGGAACAAGUUUACAGAGUAUACACGAGAUAAUCCUCAUUAUAUUUUAGAUUUCGAUUGCGAUUUUUUUUCUACAAAUAAUCCAUUCUUGUCAAUGUAUGAUAAAGCCAAUCUUUAUACCAAUCUUCAUAAAAUCUAUACAUAUACCUCCCCAACUAAUAGAGAUGAUGUUAAUAGUUUGCUUCAGUGUUCUCGCUCUAGAGAAAUACUUUUGCAAGAAUUAGAAUCUGUGUUCAUGCAUCUUGAUGACGGAAAGUCAUUAAAUGAUUAUCCUACUGAGACUUUGACUGCUGUAAAUCUUGAAGAUUUAUCGUUUAUUGUAGACGAAUUAUCUAAACAUUAUGAUACUAUUGACUGGUUGAUUGUACACAAUGCGGGCUGUACAAUUGACAACAUUGAAUUACCCAAUCAUCACACUGACUUACCUGAUAUUGCAAAAUCUAUGGAUAUUGUGUUUAAUUUUUUACCCAUACUACAUGAACCAGCUGCCAUUACAAUUGCUUUGUCCACGGGUGAUGAUUAUUGUCCACUAGAAAGUGCACGAUUUAUUAACGAAACUUUGCUUACUAAGCUAGAAUGCUUGUAUAAUAAACUGAAUGUUCAAAGAUGUACUGAAGGUUCCUAAAAUAUUAAAUCAUAAAUUUUAAUCUAAAUAUAAGUUUAUUUAGAUGUAGUUGUUUGUACAUUUUUCAU
Molecule: messenger RNA, 3436 nt
Organism: Sipha flava (yellow sugarcane aphid)
Lineage: Eukaryota; Metazoa; Arthropoda; Insecta; Hemiptera; Aphididae
Gene: MESR6
Product: UPF0489 protein C5orf22 homolog
Exons: 2
Coding region: 2241-3368 (375 amino acids)
Source: RefSeq, a predicted model, not a curated record